This is a messenger RNA of Gracilinanus agilis (Agile Gracile Mouse Opossum), 1602 nucleotides long. RefSeq names its product decapping mRNA 1A (gene DCP1A). Gene Ontology annotation, biological process: positive regulation of catalytic activity; deadenylation-independent decapping of nuclear-transcribed mRNA; deadenylation-dependent decapping of nuclear-transcribed mRNA. Gene Ontology annotation, cellular component: P-body. The record is from RefSeq and is a predicted model, not a curated record. The coding region runs from base 1 to 1602 and encodes 533 amino acids. The transcript is spliced from 9 exons. NCBI's taxonomy places the organism in Eukaryota, Metazoa, Chordata, Mammalia, Didelphimorphia, Didelphidae. Gene Ontology annotation, molecular function: mRNA binding; enzyme activator activity.
AUGGAGGCGGCGAACCGAGCCGGGGCCGAGAUGAGCUUAGCGGCGCUGCGGCGCCACGACCCUUACAUCACUAGCAUCGCCGACCUCACGGGACAGGUCGCGCUCUACACCUUCAGCCCCGAGGCCAAUCAGUGGGAGAAAACUGACAUAGAAGGGACCUUGUUUGUGUACAGAAGGUCAGCUUCGCCUUUCCAUGGUUUCACGAUUGUGAAUCGGCUGAAUAUGCAGAACCUUGUGGAACCUGUGAACAAAGAUUUGGAAUUCCAGCUCCACGAACCGUUUCUUCUCUACAGAAAUGCCAGCUUGUCAAUUUACAGUAUCUGGUUUUAUGACAAGAAUGACUGUCACCGCAUAGCCAAACUCAUGGCCAAAGUGGUGGAACAGGAAACCCAAAGGUGCCAGCAGGCUGCUAGCGACAAGCAGAGCCCCAACCAAGCCAAUGGGCGCCAUGACAAGAGGCCCAUUGACAUCCUGGAGAUGCUGAGUAAAGCCAAGGACGAGUAUGAGCGGAAUCAAAUUACGGACUCCACUAUCUCAAGCCCUGGAUUACAACCAAGUGCUCGCCUCACCAAUCCUGGCAGUGCCGAGGAAACCUCAGAAGAGACUUCCCCUGGAUUACAAACACAAGAGAAGCCCGCUCCGACGGGACACAAGCACCUCACUGUGGAAGAAUUAUUCGGAACCUCGUUGCCAAAGGAUCAGCCCACAGUGGCGUAUCCCAGUGCAGAAGGCGUUGAGAAGCUGCCCCCCGAUACCUCCCCCAAGGAGUAUGACUUAUUUUCGCCCUUUUCUUUCGAGUCAUCGAGAGGGACCCAUCAGCCAGAGAAUCCCAGCAUCCAGCCCAGCAGCCCUCGGGUGGGUCAGCAGGAGGCCCCCACGCCUGCCGCUGCCCCGGACAAGAAGAGCUCUACGGGCUGCGCCGUCCCGAUGAGCCCCGUCGUGAAGGCGGCUCCUCCAGCUGAGGCCACCCCGUCCCCAGCCGCUAAAAAGGCUCCCCAGCAGCGCUCUCCCCUCCUGGCCCAGCCAGCCUCUGAGCUGAGGCACAAGACCCGCAAUCUGACAGCCACCCAGAGCCAGUUUGUGGCACCACUGAGUGGGACGAGCCCCGGGAGCGCGACAAACGCCAGUCUUCUUCACAAGCUCCAGCUGACGCCCCAGCCGGCAGCCCUCGCCAAGAACCCCAUCGCGCCUUACUUUGCCUCGUCGGCGAGCCAGCUCGCCACCCCCGAGAGCUUCAGAGAGCCUCACGCCAGAAGAAGAGGGGCCACGGCCACGCUUGGCAUCGCCGGGAGGCCUUCCCUGAAGGUUUCCUCUCCCAAGUUCAUUACGACAACCACCUCCCCAUCUUCUUCCAUCCUUCUGUCGCCCAGUGUUUUCCAGCAGUCGGCGCCCAAGGCCUCGGAGCUCGAGAAGAAGGUCAGCUCCCCUUGUCUCCCGAGCGGUGCCUCGGAAAACUCGAACAAGCCUCCCCUGGUUCUCAGCAGGUCUCAGCUGCAGGACACGCUAAUACAUCUCAUCAAGAACGACGCCGGCUUCCUCAGCACGCUCCAUGAAGUCUAUCUGCAAGUCUUGACCAAGAACAUUAACAACCUGCAGCUGUAG